Messenger RNA from Chaetomium strumarium, 2158 nucleotides. RefSeq names its product GMC oxidoreductase-domain-containing protein. The transcript is spliced from 3 exons. The coding region runs from base 118 to 2007 and encodes 629 amino acids. Gene Ontology annotation, molecular function: flavin adenine dinucleotide binding; oxidoreductase activity, acting on CH-OH group of donors. Gene Ontology annotation, biological process: secondary metabolite biosynthetic process. Lineage: Eukaryota; Fungi; Ascomycota; Sordariomycetes; Sordariales; Chaetomiaceae. The record is from RefSeq and is a predicted model, not a curated record.
CCCCUCCUCUUUUUGUUGUGGGCAGAUCCCGAGCAUCCAGCUUUUGGCCCAGACCGUGACCCCGAGCAGUUAAGUUCAGACCAUCUUUGCCGACUCCGUUACACGCCAGUCGCCGCGAUGAUGCGGCAUUUGCUUUUGGCCCUCGCGGGUUUUAUUUACGUGACCUAUGCUUCAAGAAUGGCCCCCGCGUUUGCGACGAUUGUCUCUCCGAGGACGGUUGACAGCACCAGCUACGACUUCAUUAUCGCCGGCGGGGGCAUUUCGGGGUUGACAGUGGCCGACAGGCUGACGGAAGAUCCCUCAGUAAAGGUCCUGGCCAUCGAAGCGGGACCCUUUGAUCGGGACGAACCCGGUGUGCUGGUCCCAGGCCAGUACAUGCCGGUUCCGUACCUCUGGAUCCCGCUGCCAAGCACCCCUCAGACUGCGCUCAACGGCAGAAGCUUCAAUAUUCCCGCCGGGAAAGUGGUCGGAGGUGGAUCCGUCGUCAACGCCAUGGUGUUUCUGAGGCCCGGAAAAGAGGAGCUCAGGGAUUGGGAGAGGCUUGGGGCAAAGGGGUGGAACUGGGACUCACUCCUGCCCUAUUACAAAAAGAGCGAGAACUCGACUGCUCCCGACCCGAAGUUUGCGCGACGGGCCAACUUCACGUACAUCGACGAGGUUCACGGACACAGCGGGCCAGUACAGGUUUCUUUUCCCAACUUCUAUUACUCUGCCAGUGGGAACUGGUUCGAAGCUGCGGUGUCUUCCGGCAUCAGCGUGUCGGGCGAUCCAAGCGACGGCGACGCCAGAGGCGUGAUCUUCAUCCCAUUUGUUACAGAUCACACCACCCGGACCCGCUCUCACGCCAGGCUGAAUCAUUACACACGCGUCCAGCCACGGCCUAACUAUCACGUCGUACACUCUCAUACCGUCUCGCGAGUUCUCUUCGACAAGCACAAAAAGGCCGUCGGGGUUGAGUACUUACCCACCCAAGGCCAAGGGGGCGCGUUGCUCACGGCCAGAGCCAGUAAGGAGGUUCUCCUAGCCGCGGGCGCGCUGCACACGCCCCAGGUCCUCCAGCUCUCCGGCAUCGGGCCGAAGACGCUCCUGGACAAGCUGAACAUUGACGUGGUCGCCGACCUGCCCGGCGUCGGAGCCAACUUCCACGACCAGCCCAGCCUCCUGAUCCCUUACAACGUCACCAACAACAUCUCGCCAAACCUCGGGUCCCUGUCCGACCCCGCAUACGCCGCCGAAGCACAAAGACUCUACGACGAGAACAAAGCCGGGCCCUACGUAAUCACCCGCGGGCUGAGCACCAACCUGGCCCUCCCCUCCCUGCGCCAAGUCACGCCCAGCAACUGGCAAUCCAUCCUCGCCGCCGCCCGACAGGCCAAUUUCGACGCCUACCUCCUCCCGGACACCCACCCGACCGUGCGAGCAGGCUACAAACUCCAACGAGAACUGACCCUCUCCCAACUCGAAACCGACGAGACACCGGUGCACAUGCUAUCGUGGAACACGGACGCCGAAGCACGCAUCUACUUCCUACGCCCGCUCAGCCGCGGCACCGUCGCCAUCAACAGCACCGACCCGCUGGCGCACCCGCUGAUCGACUUCCGGACGCUGGCCGACCCGGUCGACAUGGAGCUGACGCUCGCCGCGCUGCGCAAGAACAGGGAGGUGAUGGCGCAGCCGAGCAUGGCCGUUCUCGGGCCGAGGGAGGGGGUUCCCUUUGGGGAAGGUAUCACGGAUGCGGAGGCGUUGAAGAGCAUUCUGAGAGGAGUGGUGGAUCCCAGUAGUGCGCAUAGUUGUUGCACGGCGGCCAUGAUGAGGAGGGAAUGGGGCGGCGUGGUGGAUCAGGAGAUGAGGGUGUAUGGCGUGGAGGGGUUGAGGGUCGUGGAUACGAGCUAUUGGCCCAUCGUGCUUACCUCGGCGCCCACGGCGACGGCGUAUGCGAGUGGGGAGAAGAUUGCGGAUGUGAUUAAGAUGGCGUAUGGGUUGGCUGAGUUUAGGAGGGGCAAGUGAGUACGUAUUUACGCUCUGUUGAGGGAAGUUGUUGUUAGGAACUCGGACACGUAAUCUAGGCAAGCACUCGCCACUCGGUGCCUUUACAACACUCUUUGAGCUUAACUGACGUUGGUCUUCUCACCACCUUUUGACCCACCGCGAUGGCUAC